GCCAAACCGUCAUACGUGUCGGUGAAAAUGUCGCGAUGUCAGUGUCAAUUUCCAGCUUUCCACAAUCAAUAAUCUUUCUCGGCUCACUAUUUCUGAAACUACGGUAAUUUUACUACAGAAAUGUUAAAGUGAUGAUUCUAUUUACAUGCUCCGUUUUAAAUCUCGUAAAAUCGUAGCGGGUGUUAGUGGAAAAAUCGGCUUCAUUCACACAGUUAUACUAGGUGACCCGCGAUUCUCUUCAAAUCGAUUAAUGUAAGCCGGCCCUUUGGGGGCACUCUUCGCGUUCGUUUGUAGUAAUUUGCAGCACUUUCCGCAAUAUUACUUGUUACCGGUAACUCGUUUAGUGUAGUCUCGUUCGGGCAAAAAUGGCGGAAGCUACAGGUGUGUCUAGUACGAACCCAAACGCCGUCAUCGUUAGGGGCCAAAUCUUUGAGGUGGGACCCCGUUACACCAACCUGUCCUAUAUCGGGGAAGGUGCCUAUGGAAUGGUCGUAUCGGCGAAUGAUGUCCUCACAAAUACCAAAGUUGCCAUAAAGAAGAUUUCCCCGUUUGAGCAUCAGACCUAUUGUCAGAGAACUCUGCGGGAAAUAAAAAUCCUCACCAGGUUUAAGCAUGAAAAUAUAAUUGAUAUCCGAGAUAUACUUCGGGCUGUAAAUAUAGAUCAGAUGCGAGACGUGUACAUCGUACAAUGUCUCAUGGAAACCGAUCUCUACAAACUACUCAAAACUCAGAGACUGAGUAACGACCACAUAUGUUACUUUCUAUAUCAGAUCCUUCGUGGAUUAAAAUAUAUUCACUCCGCCAAUGUGCUACAUAGAGACUUGAAGCCCAGCAAUUUACUACUAAACACCACAUGCGACCUCAAAAUCUGCGACUUUGGGUUAGCUAGAGUUGCUGAUCCAGAGCACGACCACACAGGAUUUCUUACCGAAUAUGUGGCGACUCGAUGGUACCGAGCUCCCGAAAUAAUGCUCAAUUCAAAGGGUUACACAAAGUCAAUUGACAUAUGGUCAGUCGGUUGUAUUCUAGCGGAAAUGUUGGCAAACAGGCCGAUAUUCCCGGGAAAACACUACUUAGAUCAGUUGAACCAUAUAUUGGGAGUAUUGGGUUCACCAUCUCAAGAAGAUUUAAACUGCAUUAUCAAUGAAAAGGCCAGAAGUUACUUACAGUCUUUACCGUACAAACCAAAAGUUCCUUGGGCCAAACUGUAUCCGCAUGCCGAUCCCAGAGCUCUGGAUCUGUUGGAUAAGAUGCUGACUUUCAAUCCCCAUCGUCGAAUUGGGGUUGAAGGCGCAUUGGCGCAUCCUUAUUUAGAACAGUAUUACGAACCGUCUGAUGAGCCGGUUGCAGAGCAACCGUUCAGGUUUGAUACAGAGCUUGACGAUCUUCCGAAAGACCAACUGAAGAAAUUGAUUUUCGAAGAGACGCUCUUGUUUAAACACAGGCAACAGCACGACGAUCAGAAACGGCAGGAUCAAGCAAUGAAUACGUCAUAGUCAUUUGAAAUGAGCAUUUAAGACUUAAAACAAACACCUGCAAACGAAGGUCUAUAAUAUUGUAUAAGCUUCAGUGCAAUAAAACAGGUAAACUGAUUUUUCCCCCCUAUGCAGUAUUGUAGACUUUCAAGUAAAUCCAUAUGUUUUAUUUAUUAUUACUGGCUCUAAUCAGGGCCAAAGUCAGUCUUUUCGGUGAAGGUUUUUUGUCAUUAGCACGUUUUUUUGUUGAUAUUCCAUCUGUUUAUUGCCGAACAUGUUUACGUGCUGGAUAUUUGAAUGGUUUUAAGAAUUCCAUAAUGUUAGCAGAUAAAAGAUUUAUACAACUUGUUUACUUGCUGAAAGGCUUGCAAAGGUACCAUUAACAAGGCUCAACUAGUGAAAACUAGAAUGUUCCAAUUGUAGGUGCAUGAAAGUCAAUCUCAAGACAAAUUGCAAUUUUCUUUCAACUACUGUACUUUGCCGCAAUGUUUUUUUUUAUUUCGGCUUCAAAACGUUGAAACUAGGCGCAAAAUUGGUUUUCCAUCACUCUGUAUAUUCAUGUAAGGAAAACUUAACGCCCACUUUUAAUUUUGGUCAUCGAUUGAUUUGAGUGCACCUUUUUUGUCGUUUGCACAAAUUAUUCGAUCUUAAAAAGCAGCUACUCUGCUUGUAUGGGAUAGUGAAAAAGUGGCUCAUUUUAUUCAAGAAAAACACAAACAAUUUAUUCCAUCAUUAUCCUUCAUCAUAGUCUCCAGAACAGUUUUAAUCUAAUCUAAAGCUUUAUAUCCCAUAUGCACAUGAGUUUCUAAGCUAAAUUGUACAGGCGCAUUAUAGUAAUUCCGUUAAAUCGCUAGGUCUUUAUUGAAAGCAAUGAGAGAAAACAAUCUAUUUUUGAAACGUAGGUUUUGUAAAUCGUAAUAUAUGGUUGUGUCCGAAAUACGCACAGGCUUUCUGUGUUUUAGAUAACGUUUCGUUUCGGUUUUGCUAGUAAAGCGAAGAUGUGUUUUAGUCGCAAACUUUAUCAUGUACAGUUGCUUUUGGUCUUUUAGUUCGUGUUAUGAUUUACUUUGCUCAGAUUGUGCGGAAAUCAGUUUUAAGCGCAAUCAUAUCAAUUUUAUUUGUAUUAUAUACAUGUUUAUUUGCAGGUUUGGUAAACGAUCGUUCACUGGUAAUGAUUAUAUGUAUAAUGAUGCGCCGUGAACAUUCGCAUGCCGCACCUGUGUGUUUGUAACUGUUUGCUUUUUAAACAGUAAAUUCAGAUUUAUAUCAAUACAGGGAAGUAGAAGUAGGACUUUUUAAAAUACCCAUUUGAAUGUGAAUUAAUUACAUGUUUCUCUUCUUAAUUCCUAUACCUCGGUCUUAACUGGGAGUUUCCUCAUAGGAAAUAUCGCAACUGUAUCUACCUUGAUCACAAACCUAUUUAAGAAUAUCGUCCCUUUUCAAAAUAUGUAGAUAGGUACCAUAUGAAAAUGUUUUUGAGCUGCAUGUUCCGGUUAUUAACUAAUCACUAAAAAUUUCUCGUUUUAUUAAAAACCAUCAAUAUUUCUUUUUAACUUAUUUCUGUUCUCUAAUUGAAAUUAAACAACUGUCUGGAGAUUUUAUCCAAGUAUCGGUUUAGUUUUUAGAGCAGCUAAGGUCGAUUGGUUAAUAACUGCUCAUCAGCUUCGCCCUUAUGUAUGCAUGGCAAAUGUUAUUUACUAUUAUUGUGAGCAUGAUAACACAAUAAGCGACAACUUCGCCUUUUCACUUAAUAUUCGCAGUCUGCGAAUACUCAUUAUAUUAGAUGUUUUUAUAUCGAUAAUUCCUCGACUUUAAUAUCGGUGUUUUUUCUUCCUAAUAUGAACGCUGUUACUCAAGCUAAAUGAUGAAAGUGAUGGGCAAAUUUGCAAACAUUCUAAAUCGGGUUUGUAAGUUUUCAUUGACUAGAAAUGAAGGGCGGGUUUUAUGUGGAAUUCGCUCAUCACUACACUUUUCCAGCCAGACUAAGAGAAACAUGUUUCAGGCUCAUCGACUACUUAGUAGUUUAAAGAUUUUGAUUUUCAUUCCUUAGUUUGAUGCCUUUUUGGACAGAAGCAUUUCUUAACAGUUUUUUAUAUAUACUUAAAAUAUGUAAUCACUAUUAGCGGGUUGAUUAAUGAUGAAACACAGCGUUGUGAUUAAACAGUUAACACAUAUUUUUCUAAAACAAACGGUCAGUGAAAUCCAACUCGGCUGUUUGAUGAGCAGGUUGAGAACAGAAAGUCAAUUGAACAUUUUCCAUGUGUCUCUUGGUACCAAUAUCAGAAUAGCUAUUAAUAAAAGGCCUAAAUGUUGUUACAUAUAUACUGUUACGUAAUAUUGCAUUAUGGUAGUUCUCAGAUUGUAAUUCUUAUUACGUGUAUCUAUUAAAACAAAAUAAAUCUGCCUAUAUAAUGAA
Molecule: messenger RNA, 3891 nt
Organism: Dendroctonus ponderosae (mountain pine beetle)
Lineage: Eukaryota; Metazoa; Arthropoda; Insecta; Coleoptera; Curculionidae
Product: mitogen-activated protein kinase 1
Exons: 8
Coding region: 366-1496 (376 amino acids)
Biological process (GO): protein phosphorylation; intracellular signal transduction
Cellular component (GO): nucleus; cytoplasm
Molecular function (GO): ATP binding; MAP kinase activity
Source: RefSeq, a predicted model, not a curated record